Messenger RNA from Aspergillus bombycis, 1059 nucleotides. Its product is annotated as translation machinery-associated protein TMA46. Lineage: Eukaryota; Fungi; Ascomycota; Eurotiomycetes; Eurotiales; Aspergillaceae. The coding region runs from base 1 to 1059 and encodes 352 amino acids. Gene Ontology annotation, molecular function: metal ion binding; mRNA binding. The transcript is spliced from 4 exons. The record is from RefSeq and is a predicted model, not a curated record. Gene Ontology annotation, cellular component: cytosol. Gene Ontology annotation, biological process: cytoplasmic translation.
AUGCCUCCCAAGAAGCAGACCAAUGAGCCCAAGAAGAAGAAGGCCACGGUCGAGGACAAGACCUUUGGCAUGAAAAACAAAAAAGGUGCCCAGGCCAAGAAACAGAUCGAACAAUUAAGAACCCAGGAGAAGUCGAACAAAUCCGCUGAUUUGAAGCGGAAAGAGGCCGAGAAGGCCCGUCGUGAGGCUGAGAAGAAGGCCGCCGACCAGGCGAAGAAGGAGGCGGCUGAGCUGUUCAAGCCUGUGCAGGUGCAGAAGAUCCCCUUCGGGGUGGACCCCAAGACCGUUCUGUGUGUCUUCUUCAAGCAGGGCAAUUGUGAGAAGGGAAAGAAGUGCAAGUUCAGUCACGAUCCGAAUGUAGAGCGCAAGGCUGCUAAGAAGGAUCUGUACACCGAUUCCCGAGAUGUGAAGAGCACGGAAGAGGAGACCAAGAAGAAGGAUACGAUGGACGACUGGGAUGAAGAGAAGCUGCGCAACGUCGUCCUCAGCAAGCACGGAAACCCGAAGACGACGACCGAUAAGGUCUGCAAGUUCUUCAUUGAGGCGGUCGAGAACCAGAAGUACGGUUGGUUCUGGGUCUGUCCCAAUGGAGGUGACGCCUGCAAGUAUAAGCACAGUUUGCCCCCUGGAUUCGUCCUGAAGACGAAGGAGCAGCGUGCGGCUGAGAAGGCCCUGAUGGACAAGUCCCCGCUCAACACCCUAACGCUGGAAGACUGGCUGGAAAGUGAACGACACAAGCUCACGGGUAACCUGACACCGGUCACCCCUGAAACCUUCGCCGAGUGGAAGAAGCAGCGUCUUGACAAGAAGCAAGCUGAAGAACAAGCCCGCAAGGCCAAGGAAGCCACUGGACGUACAUUGUUUGAGAGUGGUAACUGGCGUGCUGAGGAUGAGAGCAGCGACGAGGAGGAUGACGACGAUACUUUCAACCUGGCUGCCCUCCGCAGGGAGACUGAACGGAUCCGGGAACAGAAGGAAGAAGAACGGCUGGCGAGACUGCAUGGGACACCGGUACCGAUUUCGAACGAUGAGACCAUUGCACAGGAGGGUGAAGGCUGA